Cherax quadricarinatus is the source of this 1683-nucleotide messenger RNA. Lineage: Eukaryota; Metazoa; Arthropoda; Malacostraca; Decapoda; Parastacidae. The record is from RefSeq and is a predicted model, not a curated record.
UGAAGCUGCAGGGCCCCGAUGAGGCUAAACAAACAGCGGACAGCCCAAACACACCAGGUCGGGAGCGAGGACACGCACGUAGACAUUCCAGUGCAGAGGCCCAUCACGAGGAGGGGGAGGAGUUAACUGACCAGACUGCUACGUUAACAUUAACAUCAGCAACUGCUAGGGCUCGGGCUCAGAGUGAUAGUCAACAUGAUCGUAGAAGAGAUGGAUCCAAAGAAAAUGGACAGGGAGUAGGUAGUGGUGGAGAGGAUGAUGGCAGUGGGACACCCCCUAUUCCUCCUCGUAGAAAAGAUAAACGUCGACAUAAUACUCCCCCAAGACCACAGUCGAAUGGCCUUCCACCUACACCAAAGGUCCAUAUGGGUGCUUGCUUCUCUAAGGUUUUCAAUGGGUGCCCACUACACAUACACUGUACAGCUUCUUGGAUCCAUCCAGACACUCGUGACCAACAUAUUCUUAUAGGAGCAGAAGAGGGAAUAUACACCCUCAACCUUAAUGAGUUACAUGAGGCUGCCAUGGAGCAGUUAUUACCCACCAGAACCACAUGGAUGUUUGUAAUUAAAGAUGUCCUCAUGACAAUAUCAGGCAAGGGCCCCUACUUGUAUCGUCAUGAGUUGAUUGGACUCCACAACCGGCAUUUGCACAAAUUUUCUUUACCCAUGAAUAAAAUACCAGAAAAAUUUUUACCAAGGAAAUAUACCAUCACCACCAAGGUUCCUGAUACAAAAGGCACUCUUCGAUGUUGUGUGGGACGCAACCCAUACAAUGGGUAUAAGUACCUCUGUGGUGCCACCAACUCGUCUUUGUACCUGAUGCAGUGGUAUGAUCCACUCAAUAAGUUUAUGCUGUUAAAGCAAAGUGAGUGUUACCUGCCUCAUCCCCUUAGAGUUUUUGAGAUGAUAAUCACACCUGACUUGGAGUACCCACUCAUGUGUGUAGAUGUAAACCGUAGCUAUGGGGCAGAUGAUGUUCUUCGGCACAGCCUUAUCAACCUCAACACUGGAACUACAUGGACUCCGGAUGAUGAUGAUGAGGAUGGAAUGGCAACUGUUGUGCCUAGACACAACCUUAAUGUAAAAAAUGUUACUCAGAUUGAAAAAGAUGCCAUAUUAGUCUGUUAUGAAAAUGUGGUGAGAGUAGUCAACUUGCAAGGUAAAAUUAAAGAGAGGAAAAAGCAAACCUCUGAACUUCAGUUUGAUUUCAACAUAGACUCAAUAGUGUGUUUAACAGAUAGUGUUCUGGCCUUCCACGAGCAUGGUAUGCAAGGUCGAAGCUUCAAGAAUGGUGAAAUCACUCAAGAGAUAAUUGACAAUUCACGGCUAUUCAGAUUACUAGGCUCUGACAGAAUUAUCACCUUGGAGAGCCGGCCAUCAUCAAUGCUAGAGUGUGAUAGUGGGACAUUGACUGAGGCCAACCAGGGUGUCAACCUCUAUAUUCUGGCUGGUCAUGAGUCUAGUAUGUACUAGCCACCAGAUAUUAUGAAGUGUUAAAUAAAGGACCUGUGUCGAGAAGAACACUGGAAAUGGUCUGAAGUGAGGUAAUGUGGUUCUGAUUGUGAUAAGCAUAUUGUGCUGAAGUAUCAAGUAUACUAUGUACUCUGCUGCUCUUUGAAGCGAGAAGCUGGCAAAGGCCAUUUUUUUAAGAUUUAAUCUGCAUUAAAGUGGCCUGAUUUAAAAA